UAACAGGAAGUUGUCAGUUGUCACGCCGAAAAAAUAUUCGCAAUCUGCACCCGAGUCUCACCUGCCAAGAAGACCACCUACACAUUUCUUCUAACUAGUCUAAGGCGAUAAAACAGACUAUUUCUCCGUAGAAACUGUCACAUUUUUCUGGUAUAAAUGAGUGAAAAUCAGGAGAAAAAUGUACUCCAUCGCACCCUCAGUAUGGAUGAAGCCCGUGAUUCUAUCAAAGCAGUUGGUUCUGCAGUUUUCUACGGCACUUGUUCAGUUUCCAUGGCAUUUAUCAACAAAGCUUUGAUGACAAGUUUCAAGUUCGACUAUCCUGUUUUCAUCAUGGUGGUGCAGAUGGUAUUUACCAUUUUUAUAUUAGAAUUAUUGAGCUGUUUACAACUCAUUCAACUGCCAAAAUACACACUUAGUCGAGGAAAAUCAUUUGCAUUACCAGCGUUGUUCUAUGCACUGAAUUCUGUACUUGGUUUAACUGCUUUGAGUCAUAUGAAUGUAGCGAUGUAUGGUGUACUUAAGAGAUGUGUUCCUCUGGUUACCAUGUUCUUGUCAGUUGUAAUACUCAAACAGGGAUUUCCAUCGAAGAAAACUAUUGCCAGUGUUAUAUGUCUGACUUCUGGAUGUAUUGUAGCAGGAUAUGGUGAUUUACAAUUCAAUUUAGCAGCUUAUACGUGUGGAGGUCUAAGUAAUCUGACCCAGUCAUUAUAUCUUCUCCUUGUCCAGAGGUAUAUAGCAAAAGACAUAACUACAGUGGAAACGCUACAACUAAACAGUUUUAAUACUCUACCAUUCCUCCUGUUAUACUCAAUAAUAAAUAACGAAAUCGUGGAAGCAGUACAUUAUGAAAGAUUGGGAAAUCCACUAUUUUUGUUCGUUUUCUUUGCAGCAGUCUCUAUGGGAUGUUUGUUAAACUAUUCAUUAUUUCUAUGUACUAGCAUGACAUCAGCUCUGACAACGAGUGUUGUUGGUGGCAUCAAGGCAAUGUUACAGACAUUGUUUGGUUUGUUUACAUUUGGUGGCAUCAGCCACAACAUGGCCACAUAUGUUGGCAUUGGUAUGAACCUGAGUGGUGGCUUAUAUUAUAUAUUUUCAAAAUUCUCAGAAGGAAAAUCAAAACACAGAUCUGAAGAAAGUUUAAAGAAAGUUAUAAGUAUAUCUACAGCAGAAGAUUUUAAAAAGUAUGCCAAUGGAUCACUAAAAACUUCUGCAAGUACCAGUAAAUUAAAACCUAUACCAGAACAGACUGAUAGUCAAGAAAAAGUGUAAAUUCAAACCUUAAUUAAUAUAUAAGAUCAUGAAAUAACUAUUUAUAUACUGUGGAUUCAUUUUUAUUUGUUGGAUAUCAAUUUUCAUUGUUUUCGUGGUUACAGAUGAACCAAGAAAUCAAAUCUUCAACAAAUCACACAUUUUCUAAGGGCUUUGUAUGCAUAGAUUUUCUAAACCACGAAAUUAAAUACCAACAAAAAUGCAAGUUUUCCUUUAUCCACGACAAUUGAUACCCACAAAAAUAAAUGAAUCCACAGUAAGUAUGAAGCAAAAUAUUAGUUUAUAGUUUUCAUAUACAAGUAGACUUGCAAAUUCUGUCUUUAGCUAUACUGUGAUAUAGCAUUUUUUGCUGAUGCAACAUAAAGCAAUCACCAAUCAAUCAAUCAUGGUUAUUUAACUCACCAGGCCCAAAAGGCCCACACUGGGAGCAAUCACCUGCAUCAAUUGUCCAUCCAUGGCCAGUAAUUGACCACCACUGAAACAGCUUAACCAAUACUGUUUAGAAAAUCCUUUUGAUCUGUUAAGUAAGUUUUCAAAUUCUGUGUCUAAAAAUAGGUCUUCAUAUUUUUUUCCAAUUAUCAUAUAAGAUUUGCAAAUUGUGAAGGCCCUACAAAAUUCAUAGUUUUAAUGAAUCCUGGGCUUAAAAACAUGAAAUCCAAAGGUCACGAAUUGGAAAAAAGAAUUCCUUGAUCCUGAAAGGGUCAAUCCCGAAAUCCCAAGCUUAAAAACACCCGAUUCCGGAGUCCUGAUAAAUAUCCUUUCCCCCCUCUUUAGUGAAGAUCUACAUUUUUUGUGAUAUAAUUAUAAUAUUGAAUCCAUGAUAUUGAAUCCAUAAUAUUGAAUCCAUAAUAUUGAAUCCAUAAUAUUGAAUCCAUUAUAUUGAAUCUCCUCAUUGUUUUGUGUUAGGGAUUUAAACAUCUACUAUUUGUUUGAUUUAUUUAUGCUAUACUAUUUUUAUUUAUUUUAUUUGUAUCUCAAUAAGUUCAUUGUACCUGUACUUUGUUCAGUUGGAUUAUAAGGAAUAACUUAUUAUACUUUUACUUUCAUUUUGUUUGAUUAUCAAUAACUUCAUUGUACAUUUCAACUCGACCUAUUCACUGAAGGAAAGAAUUAGAGCCAUCAUUGCCUUAGGGUUUAUUGGACGAGUCUAGCAAAUUUGAUUCGCUACGAAAUUGACCAAUAAUGUAUACUGACAACUAUAAUAUAUAAAGAAACUUGCACAUUUUAAGACAUGAUACAAAUGUGUUCUAAAAUGGAUGUACUACAAUACUAUGCAUAUUAUAUUUUUAUUAUACAUAUUUUUUUCUUUUGGGACACAUUUUAUGUAUUCAGUAUAUAUACUAUUGCCAGGUCUAUGCAGCACAUAAUUCAAAAUAUGACAUUUUAUUGUAAUUUCCGAAGAUGUAAAAAAAAGAAUCUGAGUGAAAGUUUUGAUCGUUAGAAAGAGAAUUACAAAAUUUUAUUUUUAUAUGUUGAUUUAUCAAAUAUUUACUGAUAUUUUUUUUAUAAUCUUUUGAAAAUUCAAAUCAUUUAUAUAGUGGAGACAAAUUACUAUUGUAUUCAAAAGAUCCAUAAUUAAUCAUGGUAAUGUGAUAAAAUUUGGUUAAAUUAUUGAAAACUGAUGGAGGCUACUCUGAUGCCUCGUGAGUGUGUAAUCAUAAUCUUGAAAAAAUGAACAGAUAUCUUUCUUUUCCUUGAGAAUUCAGAGGGAAUAGUAAUGUGAAAAAUUUCUUGUUUGAGUUCCUGUCAAUAUGAUACAUAGAAUGAUGCAUUGGUCUCAUCAUCAUUUAGACUGAAAGCUGACUGUGGGAUUUCGGCUGUGAGUAGCAAUAUAUGAACACAAUAAGGAGGGAGGGUAGGAGGGGUCCUGAUCCCGAAAUCCUGAGCUUAAAAGCACGAAAUCCCAGUCUUGAAAACACGAAAUCCUGAGGUCACGAAAUUCGAAAAAAAAAGACUUCCCGGAUCCCGAAAGGGUCAAUCCUGAAAUCCUGAGCUUAAAAACACCCCAUCCUGUAGUCCCGAUAAAGGUCAUAUCCUCCCUCAAUAAGGGUCCAGUUUAAUCCUACAUUUGUACCUCACAAUCUUUUCAUUCAUAUAUAGUUUUUUUUUAGCUUUUAAUGGAAUACCUGAAGCUGAAAAAAAUCUAAACUUUACAAGAUACUAUUCAUAUGAGACAUGCCACUGGACGUUAAGCAACCAACAAUCAUUCAUAUGAGACAUUGAUGCAAUAAUUUUUACACUGUUUUGUACAGUUUUGUUUAAAUUUAUGUUAAAUUAUUUGUCUUAAUGUGUUGAUGGUGAAAGUUUAUGAAUAUGAAAUUUAUUUUUGGUAGACAAAAAAUAAACCAUCUUCACUUAUACCAAUGUGAAUAUUUGAAAUACAGAAUAGUUAAUUUGUGUAUUUUUAAAACAACUGUUGAAUAGCAAUGUGUGUACCAAUUUCAACAACACUUUAUAAAAAUAAUUGGCUCGGUAGUGUCAGGAAAAGAUUAUUGUUGAAGUGAACUUUUAAAAGUUAACAAAUAAACCUCUUUACAGAUGUGCAUCUUUAAAUUUCUGAUUCGGUUGCUUUCCAUAGUUCUUACAAGUUUUCAAUUUUAUUGCAAUAAUACAUGCCAUUCAAAUAACAUAAGCAGCCAAAACAUUUAUUCCCUUGAAGACUCACAUCUUGGACUUUUUCUGAGAUGUUGAUUAUAUUAUUACUGAGUUGCUAAUGCCAUGUUAAAACUAAAUGCUUGUAAUUGAUGAAUAAUGAGUAUGCCAUUUCAGAAUUUUAAGUGGGUUAAGUGUUCUUAUGUUAUUUUCUUCUUGAAUAAGCAUUGUUAUUUAUAAUGUUGAAGAGAUGUUUUAUUUAAUGUGUUUGUUAUCCUGUUUUGUGAUAAAUUAUUAUGUUUUAUAACAUUUUUUACGCUAUAUUUGAUUGGUUAAAACAAAUAAAA
Molecule: messenger RNA, 4208 nt
Organism: Mytilus trossulus (common blue mussel)
Lineage: Eukaryota; Metazoa; Mollusca; Bivalvia; Mytilida; Mytilidae
Exons: 3
Coding region: 157-1269 (370 amino acids)
Cellular component (GO): Golgi apparatus
Molecular function (GO): antiporter activity
Source: RefSeq, a predicted model, not a curated record